AUGGAUCAACAGGGACACCCCACUGCAACCGGACCUGCAGGCCGCAGGCUCCACAUAGCGCAUAGGCGGAGUCCGUCAGAGCUGACACCACUAAUGAUGGAACAACUUGCUCUUGCUUCACAGAUCGAGGCUCUUCAACAGCAGCAACAGCAGAUUGCCGCUACCCACCAGCAAUAUGUCAACCUUGGCAUGAUUCAACCACAGCAACACCUCCCAGGCUCUAAUGUUUUUAGCCCCAUACAAGGACAAAUGACCAAUAUGUCUCCGCAUGCAAAUACUUUUCAGUUUCCACAACAGCUUCAGCAGCAGCAUCUAGGGGUGGGCAUGAACCCACCUACGCAACCCUCGACACAUCGUCGCAACCAAUCAGCUUUGCCGAAUAUGGGCAUGGGACCCCCGCCAGCCCCUUCAUCGGGUGCUUCCGGAUUCGGCGAAUACAGCACACAAGGCCGAGAAAAUGUCAACCCUCGGGGGCGCGGGGGUGGCGCAGCAGGCAGUGGCCAUACUCGACGCCAUUCUCUAGCGUUAGACGAAGCAAAGAAGGCAGCCGAGGUUGCGGAGCAGAAGAGGAAGACGUCGGGAUUCCAGUUUCCGCUACCUGGCGCUGCUGGCAGCACCACCGCAUCUACGAAUCGGUCUGGGAGCCCGGCCAAUGUUAGUGCUGCUCCAUCCUCAGAUAUGGGCGCCAACACCCGUACUGCGGCCCGGGGAGGACACGGUCGCAGUCAGAGCAUGGCUGUUGGCAAUAUUCGGGGCGGUCAGAGCCGCGGCAUGGGCAGCUUCCAGUUCCCGCCUCCGCAAGCUACCACUGAUGCAGGCGCUAUCAAUAACAACAACACCAACAACGGCAACAACAAUAACAACAACAGUGGCCAAUCCGAAUUCGUCCGACGCGGCAGCCAGGGCCAUGGCAGGACAUCGUCCCGUAAUUUCGAUGGCAACUGGAGGCAACCCAACAACAACCCGCAGGCCUUGCAAGAGCAGCAGGCAACUAACAUGGGCAACUUCAACAUGAACGCAAAUGCUGGAGCCGCUCCAUUCCAGCCGGGCCAUCGGCAGCGUGGCUCCAUGAACCAGUCUGUCGGCUCACUCGGUAACUUUCAAUAUCCUGCUCAGCCUCAGCUGGUGCAGACUCCUCAAGGCCCGGUUCUUGUCCAACCCGGAAUGUUCGGUGCGCAGACCUUGAACCCUCUUCAGAUUGCCCAUCUUCAAGCUUUGCAGGCCGCUCAGCUCAACGGGCAGGGUAUGGCUGGGCUCCAGGCCAGUCAGCAUGCGCCAGGUGCCAUGCAGAUGCAGCAACAGCAGCAACAACAGCGGAAAACGCUAUUCACUCCUUAUCUUCCGCAAGCGACUUUACCCGCUCUGCUCAGCGACGGCCAACUCGUUGCGGGUAUUCUCCGAGUCAACAAGAAGAACCGAAGCGACGCUUACGUCACCACUACCGAUCUUGAUGCGGACAUCUUCAUCUGCGGCAGCAAAGACAGAAAUCGCGCCCUUGAAGGCGACCUUGUUGCUGUGGAGCUGCUUGACGUCGACGAGGUGUGGGGUCAGAAGCGGGAGAAGGAAGAGAAAAAGAAGCGCAAGGACAACACCGACGCCAGGGGCAGCAGCAUCGCUGUGAACGAUGCAACAACGCAGCCGGAGACCAGCCAAUCAGGCACUGAAGGUGGUCUUAGGCGUCGGGGCAGUCUCAGACAGCGUCCAACCCAGAAGAAGAAUGAUGAUGUAGAAGUUGAAGGGCAGAGCUUGCUGCUCAUGGAGGAAGAGGAAAUAAAUGACGAACAGAAGCCGCUAUAUGCUGGCCAUAUCGUUGCGGUCAUUGAGCGUGUUGCUGGGCAGAUGUUCUCCGGUACGCUCGGCUUGCUGCGGCCCAGUAGCCAGGCCACCAAAGAGAAGCAAGAAGCGGAGCGUCAAGCGCGUGAGGGUAACUCUGGUCGCCCGCAACAAGACCGUCAGCAAGACAAGCCGAAGAUCGUCUGGUUCAAGCCGACUGACAAGCGGGUUCCCCUGAUUGCUAUCCCCACCGAGCAAGCUCCUCGUGACUUCGUCGAGCGACAUCAAGACUACGCCAACCGUAUCUUCGUUGCCUGUAUCAAGCGAUGGCCCAUCACCUCGUUACAUCCGUUCGGCACUCUCGUUGAGCAGCUGGGCGAGAUGGGCGAUCUCCGAGUCGAGACCGACGCCCUUCUUCGCGACAACAACUUCGGCCCGGACGACUUCUCCGAUGCUGUGAUGAAGAACAUCGGAUUUGAGGAUUGGUCUGUCGCGAAUGAUGGGGAAGCUGCUCUUGAGGGUCGCCGAGAUUUCCGCGAUGAGAAAACCUUCACUAUUGACCCCAAUGGCAGCAAGGAGCUUGAUGAUGCUAUCCACUUCAAGACACUUGACGAUGGAUUGAUCGAAAUCGGCAUUCAUGUCGCCGAUGUCGCACACUUCAUCAAGGCCGGCUCCCUUGUCGAUCGAGAGGCGAAGAAGCGCGGGACUGCGGUCUAUCUUAUGAACCGUACAGUCAAUAUGCUUCCGCCUAGGCUAUCAACGGAGAUCUGCUGCCUGAAUCCAGAUGAAGAACGGUACACCAUCAGCAUCGUCUUCAAGGUUGACGCUGCAUCCGGCUACGUGGAUCCUGACGAUACCUGGAUCGGCAAAGGCUUGAUCAAGAGCUCUGGGAAACUUUCGUAUGAUGAGGUUGACUCCGUUAUAAACGGUCGCGACUCUGGACUCGGAGAAGCACGGGAGAAGGACAUCCAGAUGCUCCACCAAAUCACCCAGAAGUUCCGCCAGGCGCGAUUCGGUGGUCGCUCUGCAGACAUACCACCUCUGCGAUUGCUAUACCAGCUGGACGACGAGAAUGUCCCCGUGGAGCAGAACAUCUUCGACUCAUCCCCUGCUCAUGAGCUCAUCGAAGAGCUCAGCCAUUUGGCUAACGCUUUUGUUGCGCGAACGAUCCAUGCAGGUAUUCCGGACAAGGCCCUCCUCAGACGACAAGCUUCUCCGAACCCCCGCCGCUUGCAAACCUUCGCCGAACGGAUGACCAACAUCGGUUAUGAGAUUGAUAUCACCAGCAGUGGAAGCCUGCAAAACAGCCUCUUCGACGUGGAAGAUGCAGAGUUUAGAAAGGGCAUGGAGACGCUACUUGUGAAGGCAAUGCAGCGUGCUAAGUACUUUGUGGCCGGAAAGAUACCGGAAGAUUCUUUCUCUCACUACGCACUAAAUCUCCCGCUUUACACGCACUUCACCAACCCUUCAAGGCGGUACGCGGACAUCGUUGUCCACCGUCAACUUGAGGCUGUCCUCUCCAAUGGAGCCUUAGAAUUUACGGAAGACAUCGAAGCUCUGGCCAAGACUGCUGAAAUGUGCAACACGAAGAAGGAUUCCGCCCACAGCGCCCAAGAGCAGAGUGUGCAUAUCGAAGCAUGCCGCAAGAUGGAUAAGAAGCGCGAAGAACUCGGAGGCGACCUCAUCAGCGUAGGCAUCGUCCUGUGCGUAUAUGAGUCCGCCUUUGACAUCUUGAUCCCGGAGUUCGGCUUCGAGAAACGCGUUCACUGCGAUCAGCUACCGCUCAAGAAAGCUGAGUUCGACAAGAACAAGCGUCUCCUUGAGUUGUACUGGGAGAAGGGCGUUCCGUCAUCAACGUACGUUCCAGAGGACGAACGACCGAAAGCUGGAUCAGGCCGCGCCAAUGCUGCUGCUGCCGCUCGGGAAGCCGACGCCGCCAAGCAGCGUGCGAAGGAAAGCGAAGACGCGCGAAGAAGGCAAAUGGAGACGGGCACCAUGUCCACCGACGACGUUGACGCUCUCUUCGAUGACGAUGACGACGAUGCUUCGGAGAUCACAGAGAUGACAGCCGGUGUAUCUCUCGCGGGUGCCGACCGUCCGACUCAAAGCAUGCCGCCUUCGCCAACGAGGAAUGGCCCAUCUUCUGGCCAGACGCCGCACCGUACCAAGUCAGACUCCAAGCUCGGGCAGAGUGCGAGCGACGUGUCUGAGGCCAAGCUCAGCAACAAGGAGAAGUACUUCAGCCUCUUCUCGUUGCGCGAGGAGAACGGCGACUACAUCCAGGAUGUUCGAGAGAUGACCAGGAUCCCAGUCAUCCUCAAGACUGAUCUUACAAAGAGCCCACCGUGA
This is a messenger RNA of Coniosporium apollinis CBS 100218, 4122 nucleotides long. RefSeq lists its product as uncharacterized. Gene Ontology annotation, cellular component: exosome (RNase complex); P-body. The coding region runs from base 1 to 4122 and encodes 1373 amino acids. Lineage: Eukaryota; Fungi; Ascomycota; Dothideomycetes. The record is from RefSeq and is a predicted model, not a curated record. Gene Ontology annotation, molecular function: RNA binding; 3'-5'-RNA exonuclease activity. Gene Ontology annotation, biological process: mRNA catabolic process. The transcript is spliced from 3 exons.